CUUAAAAAUAUCAGAAGUGCAAAUGUUGUUUGGUUUGUUCAUAAUGUGUGCUACAGUACUGAGUGACCCAAUCUAGCUAGCUUAGCUAAUGUGACCCUAUCUACUAGUAGCUAUUUUAGCUACCCGUUAACAGCUGUUACUGUACUAGUACUGUCCGCGCUAGCUAGCAGGCGAGAUAAUGUACUAGCGUUACAUUAUGUAGUACUGCAUUAGUUAUAAUGUAGUGCUAGCUAGUUUGCCUAGGCUAACUGUUGAACAACCAUGGAGGUUAGGUCGCCCUCUCCAAUGCUGAUCUUAGAUUUAAACAACUUCGAUAAAACUGAAGCUGAUGGAAGCAGAUAUGUUUUAACCAGUCCUCGAUCACUAGAAUCAUGUGCACGACUAGGUGUCAAACCAGUUGAACUUUUGAUACAAUCUCUUAAUGAGUUUAUUGAAGAGCACCAGGACAUUCCGUUCGAGACAGUGUCUAUCCUGUAUGAAGCAUACGAAAAGAAGCACAGAAAGCUUUUGCGAUUGUGUCGCGAGGAGAGGGAAAGGAUGAUGAAACUGGCAGAGGAUAGGUCUGGAAAGAAACUGUCAGCUUUGCAAACGGUUCUGGAGCUAGACAGUGAGAGCUCUGAUGCAAAUUCUAGGAAAGAUUGUGGCGGUGAAGACGAUAAGAAACCGGGAACGGAUCCAUGUGUAGAUGAGGGCUUUAGAAAAAAAUCUGUUAGCCGGUGCAGGUCUUUCAUUACCCCUGACACCCGACAACCAAUCAGGUUGAGAACAGAUGACCACAAUAACACAGUGUCUAUCAGUCUGGGUGACUUCAGACAUUCACCAGCCACUGAGAGGCAGUUAGAGAGGCUAACCCAGGACAUCAAAAAAGAGAUGCAGGUCACAGUGCCAGAGAAAGACCGCAAGAUAGCAGCUCUGAUGCUUGUGAAACACCAAGAUGAGCAGGCCCGCCGGAAGCUCAGCCACCAGGACGAGCGGGAGAGAGAGGAGGCCCGCAGGAAGGAGGAGCUCCACCGGGCUCGAGUCGAGAGGAGGAGGAGGCAAGAGCUGGAGCGCAGCACGCAGCGGUGGCGCGACGCGCAGGAGGCUCGCAGAAGGCUGAGGGAGAGUCGGGUGGAGGAGUUAGCCAGCCAGCGGGAGCAAGAGUUGCUGCUGCAGGAAGACCGCUGGAGAAGGCUGACCGAGGAACAGGAAGCCCAGCAGAGGGAGAGGACGGAGGCGGCGCGGAGAAGCGCGGCGGGGCGCAAACACUACCAGGAGCAUCUGCUCCAAGGCAAGGAGCGAGAGGAGCAGCUGCUGAGGGAGGGGGAAUGGCAGCUGGCGAGGGAGAAGGAGCAGAGGGCCACGAGGAACAAGCUGUGCCGGGAAACGAGAGAGAGGAACAAGCGCCAACGGGAGAACCGCUGUUCUCUGUCGCACCACCUCCUCCUGAAGAAGAAGGCGGAGGAGGACGCCGAGGCCGAAGGGGCCCGGAUGAGGAGCGCUCUGGAGCAGAAGCUGAGACGCUCCGGGGAAAAGCACUCGCGGGCGACGGAGGCGCGGCUGCAGGAGCUGCGGGAGCGCGCCGCCCGAGAGGAGCGGCAGGCCCAGAGGAGCCAGCGCAGGGCCCAGCAGCAGAGCCAGCAGCAGCUCACACACAAGCAGGUGCUGGCCCGGCUGAGCCAGCAGCGCAUGGAGCAGGCCACCCGGCACGCCCACGCUCAGCGCUGUCACAGAGCCCAGCAGGCCGGCCAGGCCAACCAGGAGAGGCAGCGGAGCCACCGAAGGCUCCAAGACGGGGUCCGCAGGGAGGAAGAGGCCGAGAUGGCUCGACGGCAGGCACACGUCGCCAUGAAGGAGCACCGGAGGGAGCAGCUGCAGGAGCGGAGGGAGAGGCGGCAGGAAGAGGCCCGCAAGGUGGUGCGAGCCUCCUUCCACAUGAGGGAGCGGGUGAGAGAGCAGACGCACAGGCGCACCUUCGACCAGAUGGCCCUGCAGGCCCAGCUCACAGCCUCCCUGGGGCGCAUCAAACUGUGAACAUGUAGGCGAGGCGUGCACGUGCACAGAGUCAACCGCUGAGAUCCUCGUGGUUUGUGGCUAAACAGGCCUGGGUGGUUUCAAAUGAUUUCUUUUGUAUUCAUGUGAAUCAUCACCUAACUGUAGCGCUUA
Molecule: messenger RNA, 2145 nt
Organism: Hypomesus transpacificus
Lineage: Eukaryota; Metazoa; Chordata; Actinopteri; Osmeriformes; Osmeridae
Product: coiled-coil domain-containing protein 177
Exons: 1
Coding region: 262-2013 (583 amino acids)
Source: RefSeq, a predicted model, not a curated record